This is a messenger RNA of Entamoeba invadens IP1, 726 nucleotides long. Its product is annotated as metal resistance protein ycf1, putative. Gene Ontology annotation, cellular component: membrane. The transcript has a single exon. The record is from RefSeq and is a predicted model, not a curated record. NCBI's taxonomy places the organism in Eukaryota, Evosea, Mastigamoebida, Endamoebidae. Gene Ontology annotation, molecular function: ATP binding; ABC-type transporter activity. Gene Ontology annotation, biological process: transmembrane transport. Bases 1 to 726 code for a protein of 241 amino acids.
AUGUCAUUUUUCCAAACAACCCCAAUUGGUCGUAUUCUCAAUAGAUUCUCAGAGAACUUGUUUACUUUGGAUGAUAAAAUCAAUUUGUCUUUGGCUCAGUUUAUUGCUUCAGUGACAAUGCUUGUCGUACUAAUUAUCAUUCCAGUUAUGGUCAACUCCUUGAUGCUGCCAGUGAUGGCUCUUGGUCAAUUCUGGUUCUUCUAUGUGUUCAAGAUCUAUAUGAAAUAUGCCAAACAAUUACUUCGACUCGAUGUUGUAAAUAGAAGUCCAUUGUACAACAGUUUCCAAGAGACUUUGCUUGGACUUGACACCAUCAAAGUGAUGAAAAACGAGAGGAGAUUCACUUCGAUACUGUCCAACAAAUUGAACAAACAACAGAAGAUUUACUACGCCAAUAAUGUCUGCCAAAGAUGGUUGGGUGUUCGUGUUGAGUUAGUUGGGUGUUUAUCACUGGGUGCUAUUGUGACAGUCGGCGCAAUUCAAAUUGCAAGUAUUUCCCCGUCUUUAAUUGCCUUAAUGGUGAUGUAUAUGUUCCAAUACAACAAAAAUUUAACACAAUUUGUACAAUCGUGCAUUGAAGUCCAGAUGGUGUCGACUGCUGUAGCUGCUGUUUGUGAUUACCUUGAUUUGCCAUCAGAGAGAGGGAUAACGGAAGAUGACCCGACAGUGACAGGUCGUGUUGGUCCUAAUUGGCCUGAGCAGAGGGUAUCUGGACAUUGGUUCUAA